CGGGGACUCUGUCGGGUGUCCACACAGUCUUCUCGAUUUCGCCACGCGACCGCGCGAACGAUUUCGCCAUGGAGAGCGAUUCGGCUGCGGAGGACUUGGUGGAGACCGUCGCCACGGAGAUCCCGUACAGCGCAACGUGGCCGGAAGAGCUUCAGCGCUACCUCUUGAAGAGGGGAGUUGAGGACUAUGUGAUUCAAGACAGGUUUGGUGCAGAGGUCCUCGGAAGUGUGCAGCCCAAGUCGUUUUACAGGGCGGAGCUCUUUCCUUUGAGAGUGAUCAUCCGUGCGCGCCAGGAGGGCAAAUGCUUGGCAGAAUGCGCCGUGAUCAAGUUUGAGGAGGUGCUGCUGAGACUGCGAUCCUUCGGUGCCACAGGCGCCGGCCUGGAAGAGACUCACCAGGGCGAGGGCUUCGACACUUUCGCAGUGGCCUUUGGUGGGGGCGGUGUUCGCUCAGGCGCCUUUUGCAGCGGUGUGCUGUGGGCGCUCGCAGAGACCAACCGCCUGCAGCACGUGACGCAUCUCUCCUCCGUCUCGGGAGGCUCGAUCGCCGCCUCGGGCUUCGCCUCCUUCUUGGUGGAGGCCCACCGUGCAGCGGGCGCCUCUCCCUCGCGGACGCCCUCUGCGGGGCCACUCUAUCGGGAAGUGGUCGCCGACUUUAUCGAACGCAGCCAGCGAAAUGCCGGCUAUUUGGUGUCCUUCCAGAACCUUUUUCAGGUUCCAGAGGACAACUCCUCUUCGCGUGCCAGGAUCUGGGAUUUGCCGCUGAUGUUCCUGGUGGUCUUGGGUGUCUUGGUGGCGGCGCCUUCGGUCUUUUGCGUCUUCUAUGUGGUCCCCGUGACGAUGCUCAUCGAGGCCUACUGGGGCGGAGCCAUGCGCCAUUGCUUUUGUCGAUUACAGAACGAGACGCAAUGCAACUUCCUCACGGUGCUGCAAGCUCGACCGGAGAACGGCGACCACAGGCAGUGGAGCCAAAACAGCUUCACCCUCCUCAUCAUCGGGGCGCUGGUCUUGGUGUUGAUGGUGCUUGCAUUGAUUUACAAGUGCUGUGGCAUGAAGGAGAUCCGGCACAGUGCCAGGCCCAGGUGGUUUCUCCACUGGAGGUCCUUGACACACUUGUGCACCCGAUGGCUGGCGAUGUUCGUGAUCAUCCUCGCCACGGUCUCGCUGGUCUACACCGCAGAGUUGGUUGACUAUCGGGGGUCCAGAGAAGAAGAGUGCCUCGCCUACUUCAAGGAAGGGCCCUUGUGCUCGGACAACCUCAUGGGAUUUCCAGCACAUCUUCCAGGAAGGCUGGAGGACGUUUCCAUCACCUACCAGGACGCCUCCUUCAGCCUGCACCAGGAGGAACUGGGGCAGUCACAGACGGCGUGGAACAUCUCCCAAAGUAUCAGCCGUGCUGCAGGUUUGCGCCCACUGGACCAGGGCAGAGAAGGGCCGAACUUUAUCGUGAUCUUCCUCUUCUUGACCUUGGCUUUGGCAUUGGUCUCACUGAGCUUCAAGUUUUUGGGAUGGAGUGGCCUUUGGCGUGUCUUUCUCUUCAUCCUGCUGCCCUUGUGGUUCAUUUGGCCAGCCUCUUUCCUGCUGCAGUGGCGUGUCUUCGGGCCUAUCACCAGACAGGCACUUUUCACGCCCUUCUUUGACACGCAGAUCAUGGGGCGCUACACAGACGAAGCCUGGUACUGCUUCACCACAACUUCUCUUUUGUUGGCCAUCGCCUGUUUGCCGGCCUUCAAUCUUCUUCACCGCUUCGUCCACUUCUACUUUCGCGUGUCGCUCCAACGCGCCUUCUACCACGAUGGCGUGGACGUGUUGAUGCCCCAGGUGUCGAAGUGCCCCUGGGUGCCGAUCCUCCUUUUUGGAGCGACGCUCAAUGAGUUCAUGCGGCCCAACAGCAAGGAAGCGCAUUCCUUGUUCACCUUGUCUCAGUAUGCCAUGGGCUGCCAGAGGACUGACUUCCUAGCUGCGCCAAAGUGGAUGUCUCUGGCACGGUGCAUGACCUUGAGCUGUGCAGCCAUAGAUGGCUUUGUGCUCACUCAGAUCAACAAAUGGCACACGCGCGUUUUGAUGGCCAUGCUGAACCUCACGCAGGGCGAUUGGCUUCGCUUCGAUCGACAGCAAAAGUGGCACACACGAAGGUGGCCCGAGCUCCUGAAGCAGCCGCACUUGGCCAGCCUCUUCGACAGGCUCCCCGAGAUGGUCCUCUUCGCCUUCAUUUACCUCUUCUGCCUUUUGGCCAACGACAAGUCCCGUCCAGGACCAGAAGACCUCGAAGCGGGCUGUCAAGCCUUCCGGUUCUUCACCAUGAUGGCGAUUCUGCUGAUCAUCGUCUUCAUUGG
Molecule: messenger RNA, 2335 nt
Organism: Durusdinium trenchii
Lineage: Eukaryota; Dinophyceae; Suessiales; Symbiodiniaceae
Source: the annotation of a GenBank genome assembly